AUGCCUUCCCGACAGUCAACAGUGCCGAAUCUCGACUUAGGCUCGUUGAAAGCCGAGACAAACAAUGGCAAGCUUUCGUCUCCCAUAACACCCGGUGCGCAGAGCUCCGAUCUGCCCAGUCCCUUAACACCCAAGUCUGCAUCCAGCUCCCCAUUGUUCAAGGGUGCCACUAUCCGUCCGGUCACCCAAGAUAGCAGCAAGGUGAACAGCCCGACGAUACCAACCUCGCCUGGGUCUGUGGCAGCCGAGCCCCCAACCCCUGGUCUGACGGCCAUCCCUCAACAGUUCCCUUCACCCAAGGACUCGUCAAAACACAGUCGCGAUGCAUCGAAAUCAUUUUUUCGGCACGCUAAAGGCCCCCAAGACGUCUCAUCGCCCACAGAGAUCAGAUGGUUCAGAUCAUUCGACCGAGCCUCCCAAGAGUCGUGGAAGUUCUCGGGAUCGCAAAUCGCAGAUGCCACCCAAACUAUACGAGUCGAGCCCCGAUCUGCCAACUAUGGACAACAUACGAGUGAAAAGACCACACAACAAAGCGGCCACAAGAAGGCAGGGACCGAUCCGGAGCAGGCAGCCUCGAAAAAGAAUAAACCGAGGUUCGGCAACCUCCUGGGUCGCUCUCGGUCGAUUCGUGUCGAUGAAUCUUCCGGGAAUCGGGCCGCCGGCCGACGACCCUCGACUGGCCUAGCGAAACUGGAGGAAUUCAGCCAGAAGGAUACGACCACUGCCCGCGUUCUGCAACACCGCGGAGGAGAUGGCCAUUCUUUACGAAAGGAGAGGAGCCACGGAGGAUCUAUGGUCGCGUCAGGCUCGCUGAGCCAAGUUUCCGGUGCAUCGGCCGCGAUUUUCAACAACCUCAAGCAGUCAUCGUCUGGUGCUGCGGAUCGUUUAGGCAAGGCUGGAAAGGGAUUCUUCGGCAAGAUUACUCGGAGCGGAAGCACGAACGAGCGCGAGCUGAUCAACGAUGACAACUACGUCUGCUCUGUGAUCAACCUUCCCCUGAUACAGCAAGCGAGGAAGACUCGCAUCUGUAAGAAGCUGGAAGCCUGUCGGGACAAAACCGAGUUCUGGAUGCCUGCGCUUCCAUACCGUUCUAUCGAUUAUCUCAACUUCAAGGGCUGCGAGGAAGAAGGUCUAUACCGGGUACCGGGAAGUGGCCGAGAAGUCAAGCACUGGCAAAGGCGCUUCGAUACAGAGCUCGACAUUGAUCUUUUUGAUGUCCCGGAUCUAUAUGAUAUCAACACGAUUGGGUCCUUGUUCAAAGCCUGGCUCCGUGAAUUGCCCGACGAGCUCUUCCCGAAAGCGACUCAAGAUAUGAUCGCUGAGAAGUGCGAGGGCGCCACAACGGCUCCGCAAUUGCUGAAGGACGAACUCUCUAAAUUGCCACCAUACAACUACUACCUUCUCUUCGCCAUCACCUGCCAUCUCAACCUCCUCCACUCAUACGUGGAUCAAAAUAAAAUGGACUAUCGCAACCUGUGCAUUUGCUUCCAACCCUGCAUGAAGAUCGACGCAUUCUGCUUCCAAUUCCUGGUCUGCGACUGGAAGAAUUGCUGGCAGGGCUGCUGGACUGAGAAGGAGUAUGUGCAGAAGGAAAAGGAAAUGGACGAGGCAGAACAGAAAGUCGCGGCGGAGAAGAAUACCCCCAAUCGCAGUAGGCCUGAUCUUCCCCAGUCUUCUUCCAGUCACGAACGCGCCGUUUCUUCCAGUUCCAGCUCACAGGCCGAGGAGGAACGACCUCGACCAAAGACUCGAGGUGAGUCUCGACCAAAGACUCGGGGUGAGGCUCAACCAAAGACUCGGGGUGAGGUUCAACCAGAAACUCGAAGUGAGUCUCGACCUGACACUCUGGGCGAGCCUCGAACACGAAAGGCGAAGCCGAAGAACAUCGAGACCGCACAUACACGAAGCAUCUCCCAGCUCCCGGAACUCGGACCUCCCCUUUCUCCCAUCAAAAUCUAA
Penicillium cosmopolitanum is the source of this 1959-nucleotide messenger RNA. RefSeq lists its product as uncharacterized. The record is from RefSeq and is a predicted model, not a curated record. Gene Ontology annotation, biological process: regulation of GTPase activity; signal transduction. Lineage: Eukaryota; Fungi; Ascomycota; Eurotiomycetes; Eurotiales; Aspergillaceae. Gene Ontology annotation, cellular component: cytoplasm. The transcript is spliced from 3 exons. The coding region runs from base 1 to 1959 and encodes 652 amino acids.